AAGAAAUACUGUACACUGUCUUUGGUUCAAGGUUUGAUUUCGGUGACAGCGCUCCGCUCUAUCGGGUUUUGAGAGCUUGGAAUACGGUUACUGAGGCGGACAGCCCCGCUGUAGAGAGCCAAGAUGAUGAACAUGUGGAAAGUCCGGGAAUUGGUUGAUAAAGCAACCAAUGUGGUGAUGAACUACUCGGAGGUGGAGACUAAGGUGAGGGAGGCCACCAACGAUGACCCCUGGGGACCUUCAGGACAGCAGAUGGCAGAGAUUUCCAGAUGUACGUUUAUGUAUGAGCAGUUUCCUGAGGUGAUAAACAUGCUUUGGAACAGGAUGCUCCGGGACAACAAGAAGAACUGGAGAAGGGUCUACAAGUCUCUGCUGUUGUUGUCCCACCUCAUCAGGAACGGUUCAGAGAGAGUUGUCACCAGCGCCAGAGAACACAUCUACGACCUACGAUCUCUAGAGAGCUACCACUUCGUAGAUGAGAACGGUAAGGACCAGGGAGUGAACGUGCGUCAGAAGGUGAAGGAGAUGGUGGAGCUAAUCCAGGAUGAUGAUAGACUGAGAGAGGAGAGGAAGAAGGCAAAGAAGAACAAAGACAAAUACAUUGGAGUGUCCUCUGACAGUAUUGGGGGAGGGUUCAGCAGAUACACGGGUGAUCGCUAUGACUCCAGCAGCUCUGGCGGUAAUGAGGGAAGCAGCAGAGGGAAGUGGGAUGAGGACUGGAAGAGAGACCAAGGCCAGUUCCCCUUCAGUGACAAACUGGGGGAGAUCAGUGAUAAGAUCGGCAGCACCAUCGAUGACACAAUCAACAAGUUCAGGAAGCAGAGCAGAGAUGAUUCGCCAGACCGAUUCAGUGACAACGAGGAGGAGCGAAGUCGCCCGUCACGGAACGGCCAGUCUGGGAGGUCGGUGUUCAAAGACGAGGAGGAAACCGUGACGACCAAGAGUGUCCAGAUCGUUCAGGCAACAGAAACCACAGCAACCAGGAAGAGAGGCGGGAUUCCAUCCAAAACUGUGUCCCUGGGAGCCGCGGCCCACUACACAGGAGACAAAAGCCCUGAUACCUCUGCCAAACAGACUCUGUCCGCAGCAGCACCUCAGCCCUCCAGUAGUGGUCUGGCUGACCUAUUCAUGGUAGAUACAGGACCCACCCCGCCUGCAGCAGCCACCGACCUGAUAGGAGGAUUUGCUGACUUUUCUUCUCCUGCUGCCUCUGUCGGCCUCUCCACAGUACCUGCCUCUAGUGGGAACAGUGAUUUUGGGGACUGGAAUGCUUUCCCUGACGGCCAGGCCCCCGUCCCCACCCCUUUCGCCCAGCCUCAGGCCCCCGUCCCGACCCCUUUCGCCCAGCCUCAGGCCCCUAGCAACACUGACCUGUUUGGGGCUCUGGCUCCCAGCUCUGCCCUGGCUCCCAGCUCUGCCCUGGCUCCAGCCUCAGCUGACCUGUUUGAUCUGAUGGGUCCGGUCCAGACUCAGUCUCUCUCUGCCUCUCAGAGCCUCACCUUCAAUAUGACCAGCACACAGAACGUGACCAGUACCAUGCCACAUUCCACAUCACUGCCCUUCCAGGUGAUGAGUGGUCCGUUGCAGCCCCAGCAGCAGCAAGUCAUGCUGGGUACCCAGGGUUCCAUGGGGUCAGCGAUCCCCUCCACCUGGUCUGACUCCUCGGUCAACAUCAGUCUGGACUUCCUGGCACCCGGCGUGCAGCCUCCCAAACCCGCCCAGCCCACCCUCAAAACCCUCCAAGGAGUCCAGCCCCUCCCACCUGUCAACAUGCUCUCGCAGGGAUUUGCCGGCAUGGGCCUCGCCCCCUCCCCCAUCAGAACCCCUACAACUCCCAUGAUGUACGCCGGUGCUGGGAUGGGCAUGGCCCCCAGCCAGGGCAUGAUGGGAAUGGCCCCCAGCCAGGGCAUGAUGGGAAUGGGCAUGAACAUGGGUGCUAUGCCCCAGGCUAACAUGACCAUGGGGAUGAGGAUGCCAGCCAUGUCUAUGGGCUCUGGCAUGGUACAGCAGCAGCCCAAGCAAGGAGUGGACGCCUUCGCGGAUUUCGGCAACUUCAGGAAGUGAGGGAAGAUGUGCCGUGAAGGAAAGGGGUGUUUCUGUUUUUCUCUCCAACAGACUGUCCAUGAAGGAUUGUAAAAGAGCUGCAAACAAAGAGUACUUGAAUGUUGUCAAAUACUGACUGCCACCCCUCCACUUCCUGUUUCUUUCCUUUAAGUGAUAUAUAGAGACAUGAAUAUACACGAUUGUAUGCAUCUUUUAAUCAGUUGGAACUUGCAAUCAAGUACCUUUUAGAGUGUAUUCAGUCCAGUAAUGGUUGUGUGCUGUUCAGGUUUGAAUCGGAGAGAACAACAGAGCAGAAACACUGUGCCAGAAUAACGCAGAGAUUUUUCACUUUAAAAUGUAUGCCAAACAAAAACCAAUGAUUGCAAAGUUAAACGACCCAUACAACUCUAUGCACAAGGACGGCUUGUAAACUUGUAUGGUUUGUUUAACUUCUCAAUAAUAGUUUUUUGUUUGUAUUGCUUUUUAAAGCACCAUUCUGUUACCAUGGAAUUGUUAUUGACCAUUCUGUUACCAUGGAAUUGUCCAGGUGAAACUUCAAGAGAAUGUCAGCGGGGGUUUUGCUUUACUUAACCAAUUCAUUGUCAGGAGUAGCAAAAAUAUAGUUUUAUAUGAUAAUCCCACCCCAAUAACUCCCCAUCCACCUCUUUUUUAGAAUGUCCGGUUCUCUCGACCUGUCCCUUCCCUACAACUGUAAAUAUUACUGGUGCGACAGACAAAUAAAUUAUAAGUACUUGAUUAUGAUAUGAUGAUGUCGUCGUGAAGAGGUGGGUGUCAAUUGGACGGAACCAGAUGUCAAUCAAGACGUUGCUAUUGCACGCUACAUUGCCACGGAGCCGGUCUUUAAUACCUACUUUAUAUAACAGCGUUCCACACUCCAAAUGUGGAGUUUCUGUUCAAUAUUAGAUUUAACAAAUCAAUCAAUCGUUUAUUGAUGGAUGGAUUUAAUAAGUGAAUGAAUGAGAUGAUUGAAAGUUGUUAAUUGAAGAAGCUGUGGUAAUGAUAACACAGAUCUCCUUUGUGGCCUUUCUUAUGGGUAUAUCUUUUUUAAAGAACUAUAAUCUUUUUUUUCCUUGCAUCCAAAUAAGAUGAUCAGUAGAUGUAGGAACAACCUGGUAGGCUGUGUUCUGUAAGUACAGCACAUGGUGCCUGGGUUCUUUAAGUACAGCACAUGGUGCCUGGGUUCUGUAAGUACAGCACAUGGUGCCUGUGUUCUUUAAGUACAGCACAUGGUGCCUGUGUUCUGUAAGUACAGCACAUGGUGCCUGGGUUCUGUAAGUACAGCACAUGGUGCCUGGGUUCUUUAAGUACAGCACAUGGUGCCUGGGUUCUUUAAGUACAGCACAUGGUGCCUGUGUUCUGUAAGUACAGCACAUGGUGCCUGUGUUCUGUAAGUACAGCACAUGGUGCCUGUGUUCUUUAAGUACAGCACAUGGUGCCUGUGAGACAGAGGCCUUAUUCCUUCAUUAUACAGGAGACAGACGGAGAGACGAUACAACUAUAGUGUUCAUGACAGUUACUGUUAGGAGUCUACAGCACAGUAUGUAUGUGUGGUUCUUACUGCUCCCUCUGUCCCCUGGGACCCUUGUGGAAUAGGGGGAAGAGAUGUCCCUAGAUGCUGAUCUUGGUUCAGUUUUUCGUUUCCCUCCACUAAUGGUUUAGUUUAGGAUUGGGGGUGGGGAAGCUGAUCCUAGCUCUGUACUUAGGGGAAAAAUCACCCCGGAGUGGAUCUCUGAAGGAGAGGUUUCUGACAGUGCAGGUCUAGGAGAGGAUUUCUCUUGUUUGUUUUGUUUUUUUGGGGGGGGUCAUACAUCUUCUAUGGCACCCUAUACACUUUAUAGUGCACUACUUCCGACCAGAGCCCAUAGGACUCGGGUCAGAAGUAGUGCACUAUAUAGGAAAUGGGUACAUGUGAUACAAGGUCAGCGAGUACCUCACAUGUAAACUAGACUCCUGUUUCAGAGCUGUCCUCGUCCAGGAGUUCGGGUCAAUUCCAUUUCAAUUCUGGAAGUACACUGAAAUUCCAGUUUUCUUCAAUGCUUUUCAUGAGGAAAAUGUUGAAUGUAGUUUUACUUUCUAAAUUGACUGAAAUGGAAUUGACCCCAACCCUGCACAGAUGAAAACACAGUAGCCUUCUGUCUGAGCUGAGGCUUCACCUGCUGGAAAUGACCAAAAUGUAGCAACUCUUGUUUGUUUUUCUAAGAGAUGAUGUCCUUAGGGGGUUGUGUUUUAUUCUUUCGUUGGUUUAUUUUUUUUUUCUACUUAUUACAAUUGUUCUGAGAUCUUCUGUAAUGUGGUAUUGUUACAUAAAAUAAAAACACUAGUUUAUGCAAAUGUAUAAAAAGAAAAAGUGACGCAUCACCAACGAAAAGAGCCUUGAGAAAAUGUUUUCAUUUGAUUGUCCCAUGAUCCUUUUAUCUACGGCAUUAAAACAGUUGAUUACAGUU
Oncorhynchus nerka (sockeye salmon) is the source of this 4508-nucleotide messenger RNA. RefSeq names its product clathrin interactor 1-like. The coding region runs from base 124 to 2064 and encodes 646 amino acids. NCBI's taxonomy places the organism in Eukaryota, Metazoa, Chordata, Actinopteri, Salmoniformes, Salmonidae. The transcript is spliced from 12 exons. The record is from RefSeq and is a predicted model, not a curated record. Gene Ontology annotation, biological process: endocytosis. Gene Ontology annotation, molecular function: phospholipid binding; clathrin binding. Gene Ontology annotation, cellular component: endosome; clathrin vesicle coat; plasma membrane.